AUGGCUCCGCUGGCUCGGAAUGUCUUGGUGACUGGAUCCAAUCGGGGUAUUGGGCUGGAGCUGGUCAGGCAGCUAGUGGAGAGUCCAGACCCCCCAGAACACAUCUUUGCAACCUACCGAGACCUGGAUGGACCAAGAGGAAAGGCCCUGCAGGAACUGGCUGCCAAGUACCCCCCUGUGAGGCCGAUUCAGCUAGAUGCAGUGAGCUUGGCCAGCGUGAGAGCAGCAGUGAAGGAGGUGGAGUCCCAGCUGAACGGCAAGGGCCUGAACCUGCUUAUUAAUAAUGCAGCAGUCAACUCCCACGCCACGCUGCAGUCAGUGCAGCCGGAGGAGAUGAUCUCCGUGUUCACUACCAAUGUGGUCGGGCCGAUCCAAGUGGCCAAGGAGUUUCUGCCCCUGCUGAAGAGGGCAGCUGAGGAAGCCGGAAAGGAGGGGCUGAGCUGCAGCAAGGCAGCAAUUAUCAACAUGUCCACUAAUGUGGGCUCCAUCGAGCUGUGCUUCAAAGUCCUGGAGAUCCCCAUGUACCCGUACCGUGCCAGCAAGGCCGCUCUGAACAUGGUGACGAGGUGCCUGGCAGCAGAGCUCAAAGACGCUGGAAUCUUGUGCACUGCCAUCCAUCCUGGCUGGGUGAAAACAGACAUGGGGACAAAGAAGGCCCCUCUGACCGUGGAGUGCAGCGUGCAGGGCAUCCUGAGCGUGCUGGCCGGCCUUUCGCAGGCAACCACUGGGGUGUUCCUGGACUGGGAAGGGAAGAGCCUGCCCUGGUGA
Messenger RNA from Emys orbicularis (European pond turtle), 768 nucleotides. RefSeq names its product C-signal-like. Gene Ontology annotation, molecular function: oxidoreductase activity. Gene Ontology annotation, cellular component: cytoplasm. The record is from RefSeq and is a predicted model, not a curated record. Bases 1 to 768 code for a protein of 255 amino acids. NCBI's taxonomy places the organism in Eukaryota, Metazoa, Chordata, Testudines, Emydidae. The transcript is spliced from 6 exons.